Molecule: messenger RNA, 1848 nt
Organism: Exophiala bonariae
Lineage: Eukaryota; Fungi; Ascomycota; Eurotiomycetes; Chaetothyriales; Herpotrichiellaceae
Exons: 3
Coding region: 1-1848 (615 amino acids)
Biological process (GO): endosome to lysosome transport; early endosome to late endosome transport; protein targeting to lysosome
Cellular component (GO): extrinsic component of endosome membrane; early endosome; late endosome
Molecular function (GO): phosphatidylinositol binding
Source: RefSeq, a predicted model, not a curated record
AUGACUGCUUCUUCUCCAGCACACCCACACCCACCAUUUCCUCAAGUUGCGACAAAGGCCGCUUCCACUGCCCAAUCCUCUCAGUUGAACGCCCUUGCCGACAGCAAGGUCGCUCCCGUUCGAUCUACCACUCACGUCCUUCCAAGCGGCCCUAAGUCCCGUCGAGAUGCUCCAGCAUCAACCCAGAGUGCCAUCUCAGACAGGGCAACCCUCUCGUUGAUCAGGAAGACAUUGGUGGCAGAUGGAACCUAUGGCACGGCCCCAAGGGUUUCUCCGGCACCCAUCGAAGGUAUCUUACCUCCGCUAACAAGUUCAAACGAUGUCGACGUACAACUAUACGCGAUCGUUGCCAUCAUCAUCAAAGAUUUUGUCAAUUCUUGGUACUCCAAGAUCAGUCCGGACCACACCUUCAUCGAUGAAGUAAUUCAGGUAAUUGCACAUUGCAGUCGAGCAGUGGAACAGAGAUUACGACAGAUUGAUAUCACGGAAUUGAUAUUGGAUGAUGCUGCGGCCUUGGUUGAGAGGCAUGUCGUUGCCUACCGUACGGCCUCUAUGGCUCAAGCUGCUCUACAGUAUGGGGAAAGCCCCCGCCGAAUCUAUCACGCCUUGAAUCCACAUCCAGCUCUCGACCCUUCCAUGUCAGAAGAGGAUCAGAAAAAGUACGAGUCUGCUUAUCGCCAACUACUGAUUCAAGGCGCACUGGCCGUGCUUCUGCCAACCGAGGACCUGGCCAACACUUGUCUCAGAACUCUGGUGACUGACAUUAUUGCGGAUUUGAUUCUCGGCCGGGCAGUGGCGGACAAAGUGUGCGAGCCGUGGUUUCUUCAUGGCGCCGUGUCAAAAGUGGUGGAGAUCGUGACAUCGCGUUCUACAGGCGACACUGUCGUUGACGAAAAGGCCUUACAUUAUGAAGACCGCACAAGCCGACUUGAGAAGUUUGGCCUAUUGUCUUCGAAAGCGGCGGAUCAGGAAAACAAUUCGUCAGAACAGCGCCAAUCAUCGGCUAGUGCGUGGAUUUGGAAACUCCUCCAGUACGCUUUCAUUGCAUAUCAGUCCUUACGAUUUAUUCUCGUCGGAGUCGUCCACGCCCAGCAUCUACCCCGGAGAGUUGCCCACAAUCAGCAUCUCGUCGACAUCUCCACUUCCGCCUCGUCGUCCUUGCAUUCGCAGAAGUCUCCCGCUCCCUCGACACGGCGCCUAUCGGAUGCCAAUUCUCGUUCUCCCCGAGCAGUGAUCAACUACAGAUUGUUAUCCUGCAUCUCUACCAUUCUCGAUUUGUCAGUUCGCAUGCCGUGGCUGGCCAGUUUGUGUGGUUUCUGGCAGCAUGUUCUUAGCGACGGGCCGGGCAGAUAUGGAAGUGCUAACUCCACGCUUGACAAAUUCUUUUAUUACACCAUUUCAACACGAGUAUUCACCCCGACUCUCCUGCCAGCGCUGCUUCUACAGGUUCGUUCCAUCCUCUUUCCCAACAAUACGCUUGGUCCGCCUGCACCUCCACCACCACCUCCUGAAGAACGCUUUGCAAUCAAACGCAAAGCGGCCACAGACAUCCUCAAAUUGUUCCCGGACAGGAUUACAAAGACACUUUUAACGCACGAUAACGAAGAAAUGAGAAUUGACGAGGUUGAAGAAGAAAUAUUAGGCUGGACCGACGAUGUUUGGCUGAACAAGUACCUGAUUUAUGGACUCUUGGAGCUCAUCUUGUGUAAGAUAUGUCCUGAGUUGAAGGACAAAUCUCCUUCAGAACUCCUGGCUGAAAGAGGUGUUGUACUGCCUGCCAAUGUUGAAGAAGGCGAGCUGGACUCACAUCUGGAGGAGGACAAAGGCGGGAAUUCGUCGAAGUCGUGA